CAGUGCGCAGAAUCAUCACACUCCGCUGUCAGCGCAAGACAUACUGACGGUAUGGCGGCAGGAUACAGCAGGAAGGAUGCUAGUGUCGCCCGUGAUGUGUCUUUCGCCAAUAGAAUGUGAAUGGAAUAUCGACGGUAAAGGGAAAGGAUACCGCAAUAAAGGCCUGUCUCCGUGAACUCCGACAUGGCCAGGCUCGCCGACUACUUCGUGGUGGUCGGUUACGACCUCGAUAAGAGAGGGGGCAGUGAGGGCCAAGGUCACAUUCUCCAGCGCUUUCCUGAGAAAGACUGGGAGGACAAUCCCUUUCCACAAGGCAUCGAACUGUUCUGUCAGCCCAACGGAUGGCAGUUAGUUCCAGAGAGGGAACGUCCGUCGUUCUUCGUGUCGGUUCUGACCGACAUCAACUCAGAGCGUCACUACUGUGCCUGUUUCACGUUCUGGGAGGGCCUGGACAACCCUCAGCUACCGAAAGCUGAGGCCAGUGAGGUGGAUGAGGACGAAGUCCCAGGGCUGGUCCAGCCGGCCCAGGUCUUUGCCCCCAAGAGCCUGGUGCUGGUGUCCCGUCUGGACCACACAGAGGUCUUCAGGAACUGUUUGGGACUCAUCUACGCCGUGCACGUGGAUAGCCUCAGCGUUCCCUUGGAAACGGUCAUCGGAAACCUCCUCACCUGCGUCAUCCCCGUCGCUGGUGGUUCUCAGAUAAAUGAGUCCCCAGUAUGUAGUUUAAAUCUUUCGGUUCCUCAGGCCUUAGCCUGUGACUGGCUACUGGGCUGCUUUCAGGACCAGCCGUGCCGGGAGGAGAGAGAAGAGCGCUUGAGGACUAUAACAUUGGGUGCGGGCGAUCGACAGGUCAUCCAGACUCCCAUCAACGACUCCCUCCCUGUCAGCGGCAGCAGCGUAGCCCAUCUCUUUAGACAGCUUGGUAUAGUGAACGUCCUGUAUCUGUUCUGUGCUGCUCUGACGGAACACAAAAUCCUGUUCCUGUCCAGCAGCUACCAGAGACUAACAGACGCCUGCAGAGCACUACUGGCCAUCAUGUUCCCCCUCAAAUACAGUUUUACUUACGUCCCCAUCCUGCCGGGCAAACUCCUGGAGGUGCUGAGCACGCCCACGCCUUUCAUCAUCGGGGUCAAUUCUUUCUUCCGUUCCGAGACCCAGGAACUGGUGGGUAGCAUGACCUUGGAUGUGAUCAUCGCUGACCUGGACGGAGGCACGGUGACCAUCCCGGAGUGUGUCCACAUCUCUCUGCUCCCCGACCCCCUCUUGCAGCAGACCCAGACUGCCCUCUCCAUGGUGUUGGACCCAGAGCUGGAGAUGGCUGACCAUGCCUUCCCCCCUUCCUCCACACAACCCUCCACACUCAAGAUCCAGGAUAAGGAGAUCCGGGCGGUGUUUCUGUGGCUGUUCGGCCAGCUGUUCCAUGGCUAUCGCUGGUGUUUGCACAUCAUCCGGAUCCACCCUGAACCAGUCAUCCGCUUCCAUAAGGCUGCAUUCCUGGGCCAGAGGGCUCUGACUGAGGAUGACUUCCUGAUGAAGGUUCUGGAUGGUAUGGCAUUCGCUGGGUUCAUAUCGGAGAGAGGGCCGCCUUACAGACCCACAGACCUGUUCGAUGAUCUGAUAGCCAAUCAGGUGGAGCGUAUUCGCCAGGAGGAGUGCAGCCCGCACAAAGUCAUGAACCAUAUCAAGGAGCUGGCUGAGCAGCUCUUCAAAAACGAGAACCCGUACCCUGCCGUGGCCAUGCAUAAGGUGCAGCGGCCAGCUGAGAGCCCUGGUCACAAUGACCCCAAGAACUUGGCUAUGUUCCCUCUGCUGGACGACGUUACGGUCCAGCUCUUCAUCGACCACGCCGCCGCCAAGCUCCAGACCGCCCCGCCCGUGGUCAAGGCCGAGCUCAAAGGCAUGGUGCCCUCCGGACCACCACUGGGAGACAUUGUGGACAGGCAUGGUCAUGUCCUGGCUAACAGCGCUCGCAGGCUGGAGGUGGUCAGGAACUGCAUUACCUAUAUAUUUGACAACAAGAUGCUGGAGGCCAAGAAGCUGAUGCCAGCGGUACUGCGGGCGCUGAAGGGCCGGGCGGCCAGGGUGUGUCUGACCCAGGAGCUCAACCAGCACGUCCUGCAGAACCGAGCUGUGCUGGACGACCAGCAGUUUGACUACAUCGUCCGCAUGAUGAACUGCACCUUACAGGACUGCUCCCACAUGGAUGAACACGGUAUUGCAGCCAUCCUCCUUCCCCUGGUCACGGCCUUCUGCAGGAAACUAGGCGCGGGCAUCACCCAGUUUGCCUACAGCUGUGUGCAGGAGCACAUGGUGUGGACUAACAUGCAGUUCUGGGAGGCCAUGUUCUACAGUGAUGUCCAGAACCACAUCAGAGCCCUCUAUCUGGAGGCAGACGGGGGGGAGCAGUCCAUCGCUUCUCGCGGUCAGCAGGAGUCUGGUCCAGCAGCGGGAGGUCAGGAGCUGCUGGGCGCUCUGGAGCUGGCGUCAGAGCAGAGCAGGCUGUGGCCCACGCUCAGCAAGGAGCAGCAGAGUGAGCGCGUGCAGAAAGAGGAGAGCACGGUGUUCAGCCAGGCCAUCCACUACGCCAACCGCAUGUCCUACCUGCUGCUGCCCCUGGACACCAGCAAGAACCGCCUGCUCAACAGGUCCGGGAUAGGGGAUGUGGAGAGUGUUAGCAACAGCUACGUCACCAACAGGUACACCAACAGCAUUGCUGGCAGCAUGGCGGAGAGCUACGACACAGAGAGCGGCUUUGAGGACGCUGAGAGCUCUGACGUGGCCAACUCUGUGGUGCGAUUUAUCAACCGCUUCGUAGACAAAGUGUGUAACGAGAGUGGGGUUACCAACGAGCACCUCAAGGCACUACACACCAUGAUACCAGACAUCGUUCAGAUGCACAUCGAGACGCUGGAUGCAGUCCACAGGGAGAGUAAGCGACUGCCACCGAUCCAAAAGCCCAAGCUUCUGAGGCCCAUUCUUCUGGCGGGGGAGGAGCUGGUGAUGGACGGCAUGCGGGUGCACCUGAUCUCAGACGGCCGGGAGGAGGCCACGGGGGCCUUGGGGGGUCCACCCCUCCUCCCUGCCGAGGGGGCCAUCUUCCUCACCACCUAUCGCCUCAUCUUCAAGGGCACGCCUAACGACCCGCUGGUGGGUGAGCAGGUGGUGACUCGGUCGUUCCCCAUCGCCUCCCUGACUAAGGAGAAGAGGAUCUCUGUCAGUCUGUCCAUGGACCAGUUCAUACAGGAGGGUCUGCAGCUACGCUCCUGCACUUUCCAGCUGCUGAAGAUAGCGUUUGAUGAGGAGGUGGCGUCGGACCUGGCCGAGGUGUUCCGGAAGCACAUGCACAAGCUCCGCUACCCACAGCACGUCCAGGGAACCUUCGCCUUCACCGUGGGCCAGAGUGGCAAGACGUUGGUCGAACACAAGACCAAGGACAAGAACCAGUCAAUAAAAACACUUUCCAAAAACUUGGUGAAGAGCGCCAAGAGGACGAUCGGUCGACAGUAUGUGACCCGGAAGAAGUACUCGCCUCCCACCUGGGAGAACAGGAGCAGCCUGCAGUCAGAGCUGGAUGAGGAUGAGCUCUCCGUCUCAGAGGAGUUGGACCAGGGCUCCCUCACCCUGUCUUCCACCAUCCGCUCCUCGGACAGACAGACCAUGAGCAACGUGGUGGAGCGCGCCUGUUGCCGUGACUACCAGCGGCUAGGACUUGGCACGCUCAGUAACAGCCUGACGCGCUCCAAGAACGAGCCCUUCCGCAUCUCCACCGUCAACCGCAUGUACACCGUCUGCAGGAGUUACCCCGGCCUGUUGAUCGUGCCACAGAGCAUCCCAGACUCCACCAUCCAGCGCAUCUCCCGCUGUUACAGACAGAACCGUUUCCCUGUGGUGUGCUGGAGGAACUCUCGUACCAAGGCUGUGCUGCUGCGCUCUGCAGGCCUCCAUGCUAAGGGUGUGGUGGGCUUCUUCAAGUCCCCCAAUGCCAACAGCGCCGGCCCCUCCCAGGCCGACUCAACCAGCCUGGAGCAGGAGAAGUACAUGCAGGCGAUCAUCAGCUCCAUGCCCUCCUACUGUGAGCCCAGUGGCAGGAACACGCUCGGCGGCUUCACCUCCACUCACAUGAGCACCUCAGACUCGUCAGAUAAGCUGAGGCAGCCUAAGAUCGGAGCUCUGAUGAAACAGGUGAUGGGAGGCAAGGAGGAUGUACCUGGAACCUUCAGCCGAGGAGCUCUGGGUCAAAGGGCGAGGGUCAUCUCCCUCUCUCAGCCCAGAGUUUCAGGCAAGGCCAGAAACCCCCCUGGAGGGAAGUGGGGCACUAUUCGGGGUAGUGGGCGUCUGAGUGCCUACAACCCGGAAGUUGGGAACAGGCUGUCCAGUAAGGAGUCUCCCCAGCCCAACGGGGGCCCCAGCGAGGCCCUGUUCCUCAGACAGCAGAGGGCCUACCUCUACAUCAUCGGAGACAAGACACAGCUCAAGGGUGGUAAGCAGGACUUGUUCCAGCAGUGGGAGGUGGUGCCCAUCGAGGUGUGUGAUGUGCGUCAGGUGAAGAACAGCUUUAAGAAGCUGAUUAAGGCCUGUGUUCCCAGCUCAGCCACCUCUGAACCCAGCAUGACCUUCCACCGCUGCCUGCAGGAGUCCGAAUGGAUGUGCCUGCUCCACAGAGUUCUGCAGGUGUCUGUCCUGGUGGUAGAGUUGUUAGACACGGGCUCGUCAGUCAUGGUCAGCCUGGAGGAUGGCUGGGACGUCACUACUCAGGUGGUGUCUCUGGUCCAGCUUCUGUCAGACCCAUACUACCGGACCUUCGAUGGCUUCCGCCUGCUGGUGGAGAAGGAGUGGCUGUCAUUUGGCCACAGGUUCAGUCAUCGCGGUGCCCAGACCCUGGCCAGCCAGAGCAGCGGCUUCACUCCUGUAUUCCUGCAGUUUCUCGACUGUGUGCACCAGAUCCACCUGCAGUUCCCCAUGGAGUUUGAGUUCAGUCAGUACUACCUGAAGUUCCUGGCCUACCACUACGUGUCCAACCGCUUCAGAACCUUCCUGCUCGACUCGGACUACGAACGCAUUGAGCUCGGGGUUCUGUACGAGGAGAAGGGGGAGAGGAAGAACCCGCAGGUGUGUAAGUCAGUGUGGGAUUACAUCGACCGGCUCAACAAGAAAACACCUAUCUUCUUCAACUACAUGUUCUCACCAGAGGAUGAGGAGGUGUUGCGGCCGUACAGCUUCAUCUCCAACCUGAAGGUGUGGGACUUCUACACAGAGGAGACGCUGUCUGAGGGCCCGUCUUACGACUGGGAGCUGGUGCAGAGGGGCCGGCAGGAGAGGCUGGCUGAGGAGGUACCUGACAAACCAGACACCACCACCCCCAAAUCCCAGCGACACAUUGUCUGGCCCUGCUACGACAGCCGCAGCAGAGUGGUACCCGACGCCAUCACCAAACUGCUGCAGGACCUGCAGAGUCUGGAGGCAGAGUUGGGGCUGCCACCAGAGAAAUGGAAGGACACCUGGGACAAGAUCAAGGCCAACCAACGGGCCGAGGCCAAGCUGGAGAACAGGCCGUCUUUCAACAGCUCCUUGCUGAUGUCGUCCAAUCUGAGUCACCAGCGGCGGUCUCAGGGGGUGUACCUUCCGGAGAGUGGAGUGGGCUCCUCCAUUAACCUGGCCAUGGACCGUGAGACCAGCACCACCUCCACCCCUGUGGCUGGGCGCCCUAGCACCAGCACCCUAUACAGCCAGUUCCAGAGCACGGAGAGUGAGAACAGGAGUUUUGAGGGCAUCCUGUUUAAGAAAGGUGCGUUGCUGAAGCCAUGGAAACCCCGCUGGUUUGUGCUGGACAAGACCAAACAUCAGCUGAGAUACUAUGAGACCAGGCAGGACAAGGAGUGUAAGGGGGUGAUUGAGCUGGCGGAGGUGGAGUCCGUCAUUCCAGGCACGCCCACCAUGGGAGCGCCCAAAAACAUAGAGGAGAAAGCCUUCUUCGAUCUCAAGACGACCAAACGAGUGUAUAACUUCUGUGCGCAGGACAGCCCCAACGCACAGCUGUGGAUGGACAGUAUUCAGAGCUGCCUCUCUGAUGCCUAGGCUCCACCAUAACAGGAACUAUCCAACCAGGAACCAAUGAGCAAUGCUGAGGCAACAGAUGGACAUCUCUGCUGGCCAAUCACAGGAGUUCCUCUCCAGAAGGAGGCGGGAUUGAGUUGAGCGCCAUUGAACUGAUGUCACGUUUCAGUGUUUUUGUUCUAAAAAAUUUAAGAAAACCGAAAUGAAAGUAAGAAGUCCCUGAAAGACCACUCGCUUUUGUCUCACCGUGUUGCUGGCUGCAGCCUGUCACCUUGGUAGUACAACCACUCUUUGCGCUGGAUGUCUAUGCAAAAUGAAACAAGCAUGAUGUAGUUUGUUGUGUGAGCUUGAAGAUGGACAGUUUCUCAGUAAUCUGAGGCCUCCAGCAUGUUCCAGCAUGCAGAUGUAGCCAGAAUCUCCCAUCGCCUAGAGACUACAACUCCCAUUCCUCCACACACCAGGGAGGAAGUAAUGAUGAACUACAUUAUCCAGCCCAGCCAUGUCCUGUUGACCAUGAAAACAGGAAGUGAAUUAUUUAACAGAACACAGAAUUGGCCCCAACUGAUGCGGGACAGUUGUCAUGGUCACCUGCUAGCUGACGUUGAAGCCUCCCAUUUCCCCGUCACUGUCUGAUGUAGCAGAGUCUUACCCGUGAGGAGUUGGACACUCACAGAUCCCCUCUAAGAUGUCUCUUAUUCCCCAGACACACCACCAAGGGAGCCCUCUCAACGGUUUAUGAAGAAUUUAUAUUUUUUACAGCUGAUCUGUUACAUUUUUGGGUCAGUGAGAGAUCAGUCCUCCUAGUUAUCACACCCAGAGCAGUUGAUAUGCUGUUAUUAGCCCUCGUGAUCAAACCAGGAGAAUGGCAGUCGGAGAUUUGAAAUCCACCGGACAGGGAGUCUGUCUGCAGAACAAUAUUAGUGUUUACACAACAAGCUAUGGGCUGUACUUCUCCCUCUAUAUUUCUUAUCAAAAACAAAUAAAAACCACUAUUACAGUUGAAUGUUAAGGGAGCUGAAGGAACAGGAGGGAUAUAUUUUUGUGAAGAUUAAUUUAUGCACAAAAUGAUAAAACAAAAGGUGGAUGGGGCCUGUGGGCAGAGCAGAGGGGAUUAUGGGAUGGAUGACUAGUCUGUUUACUACAUGGCACAGUGCUGAGACUGGAUCUGACUAACAUGACAGACUUCCUGGAUACGACCCCCCCCUCUGUUUCUAUGGUCAGGUUUAAUGUUUGACAAAUGGUAUUUCAGUUAUACAAGUGCCAGUGGAUUUUAACAUGUGACAAGUAUUAGACAGUUGGAUUGGAAUGUGCUCAAAACAACCUAAUUUUGUUUUCCGGUAAUAUAGUUCUUAACCAGAGAGGAGCGUUAGGUGUUCAAGGCACUUAGAAUAAUUCAAAUCCCCAACUAUAAUUACGCAGCCAAUUAAUAGCAUUGAAAGUCUCAAAAAGCAUGUGUCCGAGGAUAAGAUAUCACUCUCUGCACCUACUCAGCCUUUGUUUGGUGAUCAGUGAGUCACAGCUUAGCUUCUGAACAACUGCAUCUACGUGAACAGUAAUACUUCAGCGAGUUCCAACUUUCUCGCCGCUGCUCUUCUGUCUAAACCAGUGUUUUUAGCUAGAGGCUGUUACAUUCUAUUCUUAAGCCUGUACAUAGGAGUCAAUGUCUGUUAGAGCCUUGUAGAGAAAAUAUGUUUAGCUGGAAUUUGUGAGAUUGCAAUUAAGUCAAUUGUUAGGUUUUUUUUAUGCUACAGAGCAGUAUCGGUUAGCCCUCAUUUUGAGCCCCCAAGUUAUGAAAACAGACGCACACACAUUGCCGUGUAAAAUAUGGUUAUACUGCUGUCAUGUUGAACAUAAAAUUUGAAUUGUAGAUUUGUGUCUAACUCCUUUUGUAUAUACUACUCAGAUUUGUAUGUAACGUUUAUGGUAGUAAUUUAUUUAACUUUGUCUCCUCUGUAAGAAAAGCACCACUUAUUUUUAAAAUUAGGAAUCCAAUGUGCCAUUUGUUUAUUUCUGUGUUUACGUGACUAAUGCUACUACUUUUUGGAAAAUGUUGUAUAAGUAAACCCUCAAUGUCUUUUUAUUUUUUAAUAUAUAUUUUUUAAACAUUGUCCUUCCCUAAGCAGAGUGGAAAUGGUGUGUUUGUAUGAGCAAGAACUAGCCUCCCUAGUUAAUAAGGUGGGUUUUCUGGAAUGGAGUUAUGGAAUCUCAUUAAGUUGCUUACCUGCACAGGUGGGGUGUUUAACAUGUCACCCACCCACCUCAACACACACUUAAAGGCCAGCUCAUCCCAUUUUCUGCAGUCUACUAAUCUCUCCUGAUUUGGUUAGAUUAUAUCCACAACAUUAAUCAGAUCAGUACAAUAUAACCUUUUUAUUUAUUUGUUUUAUUUUUUUUUCUCUAAUUUGAAGUUUCCUUCUGAGCUUGGUCUGUCAAUCAUGUAAUAUAUUUUUUAGAAAUAAAACAAAAACAAUGUGGGUUUAGAA
Messenger RNA from Oncorhynchus gorbuscha (pink salmon), 8537 nucleotides. Its product is annotated as myotubularin-related protein 5-like. The record is from RefSeq and is a predicted model, not a curated record. The transcript is spliced from 44 exons. Lineage: Eukaryota; Metazoa; Chordata; Actinopteri; Salmoniformes; Salmonidae. Bases 184 to 6075 code for a protein of 1963 amino acids.